AUGGGUCAAAAACGAUUUAAAUUUGGACGAGAUUUGUUUAUUUGUAAUGAUAAGUCAUCAUUCACUCAUCAAAAUUCGUUACAAACUAAAAUAAUGAGUGAUGAUUUAAAUGGCGAAGAUGAUGAAUUUUUUGAUGUAGAUGAUGUCAUAGACUCUUAUGAUCCAAUACAAAGUUCAAAUAUUCAAAACGAGCUAACAAAAGAAUGGAUCGGUUUAACACGUCGAAAUUUUGGAAGAACAAAAUUACCAGUUCAGAUGUUUGAUCGUUCACAGAUUAGCAUCUGGAGUAUAUUGAAACAAUGUAUCGGAAAAGAAUUGUCUAAAAUUUCAAUGCCAAUAAUUUGGAAUGAACCAGUAUCAUUCUUGCAACGUUUUACAGAAAAUGUUCUCUAUUCUUACCUACUUGAUAAAGCAGAGCAAUGUGAUGACCCGAUCAUGAGGAUGCAGUAUGUAGCAGCCUUUGCGGUAUCAUCGAUCGCCAGUAAUAUUGAUCGAUUAUCUAAACCGUUUAACCCAUUGUUAGGUGAAACAUAUGAAUUUUCCAGAGAAGAACUGAGUUUUCGAUUCAUGAGCGAACAAGUAUGUCAUCAUCCUCCAGUAUCAGCAUUUACAUGUGAGUCAUUAGAAAAUCGGUGGAAAUUCUAUGGAAGUAUUUUGCCAAAAGUGAAAUUUACUGUUAAAAAAAUGAUUGUUGAACCGAAAGGAACAUUGACAUUAGAAUUAAAGAGGCACAAUGAAAUUUAUACUUGGGAAAGUCUGACCUGUACCAUUCAUAACAUCGUUGUUGGAAAAUUGUGGUUUGAAUAUCAUGGCACCAUGGAAGUAGUGAAUCACACAAGAAAACUAAGGGCUGUGCUCAAUUUUAAACCGUAUUCAUGGUCCACUAGAGAGUUGCAUAAAGUUGAAGGAUACGUGUAUGAUUCAAAUAAACAAAAAGUUCGAGGUCUAUAUGGUUUCUGGACAGAUUCAUUUUUUUCAAUCGAUAUAGACAAUUUCGAAGCAUUCCUUAAACAAAUGAAAAAAGAACCUAAACAAUCAACAAAAUCCUCAGCAACAGCAUCACUCGUUGCCGAUGAAAGUGAAGAUCUAGACAAUGAAGACGUACCUGAUAACACAAACGAACACAAUUUACCUCCAAAUUCAUACCAGUUAUGGAAAAUCAUUCCAAAACUAGAUUAUUCUCCACAAUAUUAUAACUUUAAUCUAUUUACUAUGGCAUUGAAUGAAUUAACUGAUGACGUUAAACGACAGUGUCCUCCAACAGAUUGUCGAUUUCGUCCAGAUAUGAGAAAAAUGGAAGAUGGUGAUAUUGAUACGGCGAAUCAAGAAAAAAAUCGUUUAGAAGAAAAACAACGUGCAGCAAGACUAGAACGUGAAAAGCGCAAAGAUGACUGGACACCAAUGUGGUUUCGUACUGAAAAACAUUCGAUAACUGGCGAAGAUGUUUGGUGUUCUAAUAAUCGAUAUUGGCAACGACAAUGGUCAGAUUGUCCCGAUAUAUUUUGA
Messenger RNA from Didymodactylos carnosus, 1506 nucleotides. NCBI's taxonomy places the organism in Eukaryota, Metazoa, Rotifera, Eurotatoria, Philodinida, Philodinidae. The record is from the annotation of a GenBank genome assembly.